GAAAACUCUGAACAGGAGUCUGAACACUAUACCAACUGAAAACCGCACACACAAAACUGACACAAAUAUAAAAUUAGCCUCUUUAUUCCACCCGGCUGCCCCAACCAAGAUGUCUACCGACCAAAAGACGGCCGCGUGACCCGUGUACAAAGACUGUUGCGCGCGCGCUCCCGAGAAGAGGCGGAGCGACGGGGAGAACGCUGGUGAUGACGUCAAGAAAAACUGGCGCGUCAAGGCAAAAGUCUGACAUGGCGGGAGGCGGGAAAAGAGCGCCGCAAGCGGAGCAACAGAAUAGGGAUACAGUAACAGAAGAUGUUAAAAAGAGACGCUCUGAGCAGUCAGAUGUACCAGUUGGCCUGCGGCAGGAGGUGGAAUCCUUAUAUAACCUUACUAUGCCUGAGGACUUCUAUAAAUUUUGGACAUUUUGUACAGAAAUCAAUCCUGAUGAACCUUGCGAUGCACUAAAAUCCAGCCUUGGCCUUCGGCUUGUUGGCCCAUAUGAUAUUCUUUCUGGCAAACACAAAGUGGCUAAGAAAACUUCAGAGGUGAAUUACAAUCUGCACUGGAGGUUCUUCUAUGACCCCCCGGAAUUUCAGACAAUCAUUGUAGGGGACAGCAAGCAUCACAUUGGCUAUUACAGAGACUCUCCAGAAGAAUUGCCUGUGUUCCUGGGCUCAAAUGAUGCUAGUAAAGGAUGCCAUAUCACUCCCACCGGGGACAAUGUAUUUUCUGCUGUCAAUCAGUUUGCAGUAAAGAAGCUGAAGGAGAUUUCUGACAAAAAGACAGUGACUAUGGUGAAAGAAUUGGUGGAGAAGUUGUCGUCAGCAGCAGAUAAUCUGGGGUAUGCGCUGGAACAGAAAACUGCGUCCAUGAAACGGAGAGACAAGAGAGUGGUGACAAAGUCGUUCCAUGGCGCAGGCCUGGUUGUCCCUGUAGACAAGAAGAAUGAUGUAGGAUACAGAGAACUGCCUGAAACAGAUGGAAACUUAAAAAAGAUUUGUAAAGCCAUAGUGGAAGCCUCAGAUGAUGAGAAGAGAAUGAAGGCGUUUGCUCCCAUUCAAGAAAUGAUCACUUUUGUUCAGUUUGCAAAUGAUGAGUGUGAUUACGGUAUGGGAUAUGAGCUGGGGAUCGACUUGUUUUGUUAUGGUUCACAUUACUUUCACAAGGUUGCUGGCCAACUUUUGCCCCUUGCGUACAGGCUUCUAAAACGGGAUUUGUUUGCAGAAAUAAUUCAAUCUCAUCUGGCAAAAAGAAGCAAGGAGAAUGUCAACCAGCUAGACACAUAAUCCAGACAACAGGCACAGUUUAUUAUGCAUUCUUGUUCUGUACUGUUCUCAUGUAUUAUUAUGCUAUAAAGAUCGUUUUGUGAUAAAA
Hyla sarda is the source of this 1374-nucleotide messenger RNA. Its product is annotated as histone PARylation factor 1. Gene Ontology annotation, molecular function: histone binding; poly-ADP-D-ribose binding. Gene Ontology annotation, biological process: regulation of protein ADP-ribosylation; DNA damage response. The coding region runs from base 207 to 1286 and encodes 359 amino acids. The record is from RefSeq and is a predicted model, not a curated record. Gene Ontology annotation, cellular component: nucleus. The transcript has 8 exons. Lineage: Eukaryota; Metazoa; Chordata; Amphibia; Anura; Hylidae.